AUGAGGCCGACCAACAGUCCUCUGUGGGCAACUCUGGCGGCCGCGGCCGUCCGAGCCACUUCGCUCGCCGACGUAAAGCAUAUUGUCCUCUUCAUGCAAGAAAACCGCUCGUUUGAUCAUUACUUUGGCACCAUGGCUGGUGUUCGGGGCUUUGGCGAUCCCAAUGUCCAGGUCAACGACGAUGGAUACUCGGUCUUUGAGCAGCAAAUGAACAAAGCUCGAAAUGGUACGCAUACACUAACGCCGUGGCACAUCAACUACCUCGGUGGCGAGUGGAAAGAUUCGACGCAGUGCAUGGGUGGCGGCGACAAUAGCUGGGACGCCAUGCACACAGCCUACAAUGGGGGCCUCGGCAACAAAUGGACGCAAGCAGAAGCAUGGAAUAGCGACGAUGGAGGCUACGCCAUGGGAUACUUUAAACGCCAGGACAUUGCCACGCAUUUUAACAUUGCAGAGGGUUGGACUCUGCUAGAUAUGAACACACAAAGUGUCUUGGCUGCCACCGAUCCGAACCGCAUCAUGUGGAUGAGCGGAUCGAUCAACAUUCCCGGAUCGCCCACUAAUCCAAAGGGCGAGGGUGGUCUCAUCAUUGACAACACUGCUACUCCUGGCUGCGAGCAACCUAAAAUCAACUGCUUUCCUUUCGUCUGGAAGACGUUUCCCGAACACCUCGAGGAUGCCGGCGUCUCUUGGCAGGUUUGGCAGGACUUUGACAAUUUUGAAGACAAUAUGCUUGCCUACUUUGAACAAUACCAGAAGGCUGCCAACGGCUCCGCGUUGCGUGACAAGGGAAACUCGUACCCCGGGCUCGACGCGUUCUACGACGCUGCUUUACGCGGCACCUUACCCCAGGUUAGCAUCAUUGUCGGCCCGCAGGAGCUUGCGGAGCACCCGCCCAAUAUGCCUAUCGAUGGUGCCUGGUUGCAGAAGAAGGUUGUAGACGCCAUAACCGGCAGCCCUGCUUAUAACGAGACGAUUCUGAUUGUCAGCUACGAUGAGCAGGGUGGCUGGGCGGACCAUGUGGUGCCAAAGGUGGCACCCAAAGACACGCCCGGCGAAUGGCUCAACGUCCCUUCGCUAGGUGGCGAGAGCCCUGUUGGGCCUGGUUGGCGGGCGCCGCGUUACAUCAUCUCGCCAUGGACGCGGGGCGGUAACGUAUUCACCGAGCCGUCGGACCAUACGUCGGACAUCAUGUUUGUUGAAGCCUGGGCCAAAGCAAACGGGUACGACGUAGAGACGGCCAACAUUACGCCUUGGCGACGCAAGCACAUGUCGAAUUUGGUGAAUGCAUUUGAUUUUCGUCACACGGACUAUUCCGUUCCGCCCAUUGCCUCUGUUCGCAUGCCUGAGACGGACCCAGACAAGCCGUGGAACGGUAACCUGAGCCUUGGUUCACUGCAAGGCCCGUGGGUCGGGCCGGCCCGAUGCCUACAGGAACAUGCCAUUGGAAACAGACCUCCGAUUCCGUAUGGCGAGGCGAAUGCAAAGCAAGAUAUGGCGUCGCUGGUGGAAGAGGGUUUCAAGACUAUGCGUGGACAGCCGACUGAAGGGCGCUACGUGGUAUUCGAGACUGAUGGGUUUGCGCUGACCAACAUUGGCAACACUGUCGGUAUUAGCAAGGGCAACCACAGGCACGACAAGAUUGAGCAGCGCUGGAUCUUGCACAGCUUGGCCGACUACGGGAAUACAUUCCACCUGCAGUCCGCCAAGGAUAAAAAAUACAUUCAGUCAGGCAGCAGACUGACGGCUGACAAGAACAAGGCGCAGACGUUUACUAUCGACUACCACGCCGACACAGCUGCGUACAGUCUUUCGGGGGCGGGUGAGAAGCGCGCAGUAACGGUUACCCGGAGCAGAAAUGCGAAGCGCGAAGUGAAUUGGAGCGGAGGCGGCACCAAGUUUACUGCGUAUGCCGUGUCAUACAAGUCUUGA
This is a messenger RNA of Cordyceps militaris CM01, 1932 nucleotides long. RefSeq names its product non-hemolytic phospholipase C precursor, putative. Gene Ontology annotation, molecular function: hydrolase activity, acting on ester bonds. The transcript has 6 exons. The record is from RefSeq and is a predicted model, not a curated record. NCBI's taxonomy places the organism in Eukaryota, Fungi, Ascomycota, Sordariomycetes, Hypocreales, Cordycipitaceae. The coding region runs from base 1 to 1932 and encodes 643 amino acids.